Messenger RNA from Danio rerio (zebrafish), 1275 nucleotides. The record is from RefSeq and is a predicted model, not a curated record. Lineage: Eukaryota; Metazoa; Chordata; Actinopteri; Cypriniformes; Danionidae.
AAGAGUUGUUUCACCUGCACUCAGUGUGGGAAGAGUUUGGCUAGCAAAAGCAAACUAAAGACUCACAUGAGGAUCCACACUGGAGAGAAACCAUUCACAUUCACUCAGUGUGGGAAGAGUUUUAACAAAUCAUCAAAUCUUAAUCUACACAUGAGGAUCCACACUGGAGAGAAACCAUACACAUGCACUCAGUGUGGGAAGAGUUUUAGCCACUCAUCACACCUUAAUCAACACAUGAUGAUCCACACUGGAGAGAAACCCUUCGCAUGCACUCAGUGUGGGAAGAGUUUCAGCCUAUCGUCAUCGCUUUAUAGACACAUGAAGGUCCACAUUGGGAAGAAACCAUUCACAUGCACUCAGUGUGGGAAGAGUUUCAGCCUAUCGUCAUUGCUUUAUAGACACAUGAAGGUCCACAUUGGAAAGAAACAAUUCACAUGCACUCAGUGUGGGAAGAGUUUCAGCCUAUUAUCAUCACUUUAUAGACACAUGAAGAUCCACACCGGGGAAAAACCUUUCACAUGCACUCAGUGUGGGAAGAGUUUCAGACAAUCAUCAUACCUUAAUAAACAUAUUAGGAUCCACACUGGAAAGAGAUCAUUCACAUGCACUCAGUGUGGGAAGAGUUUCAACAAAUCAUCAAAUCUUAAUCUACACAUGAGGAUCCACACUGGAGAGAAACCAUUCACAUGCACUCAGUGUGGAAAGAGUUUUAGCCACUCAUCACACCUUAAUCAACACAUGAUGAUCCACACUGGAGAGAAACCAUUCACAUGCACUCAGUGUGGGAAGAGUUUCAGCCAAUCAUCAUCCCUUAAUAAACACAUGAGGAUCCACACUGGAGAAAAACCAUUCACAUGCACUCAGUGUGGGAAGAGUUUCAGCCUAUCAUCAUCGCUUUAUAGACACAUGAAGAUCCACACUGGAAAGAAACCAUUCACAUGCACUCAGUGUGGGAAGAGUUUCAGCCAAUUAUCAUCACUUUAUAGACACAUGAAUAUCCACACUGGAGAAAAACCAUUUACAUGCACUAAGUGUGGGAAGAGUUUCAACCAAUCAUCAUACCUUAAUAAACACAUUAGGAUCCACAUGGGAAAGAGAUCAUUCACAUGCACUCAGUGUGGGAAGAGUUUCACCCACUCAUCACACCUUAAAAAACACAUGAAGAUUCACACUGGUGUGAGAGAGUAUAUGUGCCUGGAGUGUAAGAAGACUUUUAUUACAGCUGCAGAAUUGAAACGGCACCAGAGGAUUCACACUAGAGAGAAACCGUACAAG